UAGUUUUUUUUAGUUUUUUAUUUGUAUUGGUAGUUUUAAACGCUAGAAAAAUAUCCUAAAAAUAUAACGAUCGAUGUCAAUUGUAUAUUACAAAUGGAUGUUAUAACUAUAGAUGUAAGACAUCUUUUAGAACGAAACGAAACGAAACGAAAUAAAGGUAAAGGGUAGAUAUACCUAUUUUUAUUUACAAAGGGUACAGUCUAUAAGGCAUAGGUCUUAAUGGGCCUUCAGUAAAGCUUUGGAAGGUGUUUAUGUUUUCCUCAUAGAGUUUAAUCAGUUUCGUUUACAUUUGUGACUUUGAAAGUAAGAUGACGCAACCAUUCUAGAAUUUAAGGUUAUUGUACUAGAAAAACAGGUAAUAAAUCGGGAAAAGUUCUUGUCAUGAUUUCUGUUCCUAGAAAUGUAUGGAAACACUUGUAGACAAUUAUAUUAAACAGCAGAGCUUUCCAAGACUACUCUUCGUAGGCAUCAUAGAUUGACAAUAAAACAUCCGAAGUUUUAAUGAACACAUUCCACGGGAAACAUCAAAUAAAUAUUUAUGAAUAGUGCCAAAAAGUCAGAUUUGAUUCAUUUUCCCGGUUAAAAUACCAAGAAGAUCCCAAUAAUAACACAAAUUCUAAAGAAAGCGGGACGAGAGGAUAAUUUAAUUAGGUCAGUGAGAUCGAUUUAGAAUUAAAAAAGCAAGUACGGUCUAAUGAAGAAAUAAUGUCAAGAACUCCCAAAUCUUCAACGAGAUUAAUUUGGAGUUAAUAUCUGCCGGUGAAACUAUGAAAGACAAUAAUAGCUCGGUGUACCGGGAGGGCAGCGCGCGAUGGUGCGGCGGCGGCAUGAGCCAGGUGCCCGAGGACACGGACGACGACCUGGAGGCCGGCUACAUCUCCAGCGACGAGUCCGCACAUGGAGUCGAUCUCGCGGAACGACUGAGGGUUAAACCCUCACCAGAUAUUUGGGAACUAGAUGAGAUCCGAUAUAAUUUAAGACAUCUUCCUCUCGCUGAGGAAAUAUCUGCAUUCGUUGAGAAUGGGGAAUAUGAGGAAGCAAUAAAAAUUGCUUCACAAACCGAGAAUGGAACAUUAACAGCUGCUUUAUGGGCGUGUUGGCUCGGAAGAAGUUCGUUAUUGUCUAGAUUGUUAAAGCUAGGCUUAGAACCUAAUAGAACUGACGAAGCAGGGAGGACGUGUCUUCAUUUAAGUUGUUUAGUAGGAAGCGAGGAAUGUGUCAGACUGUUACUAGAGUAUGGGGCAAAUCCAAACAUGUGGGACUCGGCCACUGAUAAAAAGGCUACGCCGCUGCACUGUGCCGCGAGCGCGAAGAGUUUAGCAUGCGUUAAGGUGCUAAUUGCCCGUGGAGCUGACGUCAACGCUGGUCUGAGUGAGCGCUCUCCUUUACAUUAUGCGGUACUUAGCGACGCGCCGGAAGUCGUGAGGGAGUUAUUGGAAUCGGGAGCGUGUCCUGAUACUCCACAGGUGUUUACGGAAACCCCUCUACAUGUUGCGGCAUCUCUUGGCUCUGCGUCAUGCACAAAGCUGUUGUUGGACGCAGGGGCUGAUGUGCGAGCAGCGUUGGGUGUCGGCCGGGCGACGGCAUUGCACCUCGCUGCUGAAGAUGGGCACGCUGAGUGCGCUCGACUACUUCUCGAUCACGGAGCGCGUAUUGAUUGGCCAAACAGUAGAGGGCAAACACCACUACACUUAGCCACGUUGGCGCAGUCGCUUGAAGUGGUGGAAUUGUUAGUGAACAAGCGAGCGGACGUUCGCGCUCGUGACUGUGACGGACGCACACCUUUGCAUGGAGCCAUCGUAAGGGGAGCCAGAGCAUGCGACGUCGCACGGCAGUUGCUGUCUGCUGGAGCUGAUCCCAAUGCACCCGACAGCUUUGGAUACACACCAUUACACAUAGCAGCUCUCAAUGAAUUUUCUGCCUGUGUAUUGUUACUGUUAGAUUAUGGUGGUGAUGUAACUCUGCGUACGAAUGGUGGUGUUUCGGCGCUCUCGUUUAUAGUGCGUCGGGUGCCCGAUGUCGUGCCUCGGUACUUGAGCAAAUUGGAUGAAGCUGUUCACAUCAGUGAACAUGAAUUGGGCGAUGUAGACUGUGAACUUGUCAUAGACUUCAGACCCUUAGUGCCUAGUUUGUUAAGAGGGGAAGCUGAACUGCUACUUGCUUUCAUCGAGGUAGGCCGAAAGGACGUUCUAAAGCAUCCAGUUGCGGAGACAUUCUUAUUCCUAAAAUGGCGAAGGAUAAGAAAGUUUUUCGUUUUGAGCUUCAUUUACCAUGCAUUGUUUAUAAGUCUUUAUAGCCUGUAUAUAUUACAGAUAUUUUUAUGUGAAGCAGAGACUUGCGACGUGCCCUCAUAUCUCCGACCAGUUCAAUAUCUGAUACUCUUACUGAACAUCUGCUUCUUGUCCAAAGAAAUAUUUCAGGCAUGUUUAGACUGGUCAGCCUACAUUAGACAAUGGGAAAAUUGGUUGCAAUGGUUGAUCAUAUUCGGAGUAUUUUUGUGUACGAUACCAAGUUGGGACAAUGGGGAGAUUAGACAUAACACUACAAAUUGGCAGCAUGACAUCGCAGCUAUUACGAUAUUUUUUUGUUGGUUAGAACUCAUGAUGAUCAUUGGAAGAUUUCCGACCUUUGGGCUAUAUGUGCAAAUGUUCACUACAGUGACGGUGAAUUUCGCGACUUUCCUACUGGCAUACUGUUGCUUGCUCAUAGCUUUUGGACUGGCGUUUAGCGUUCUCUUCAGCAACUAUGCUGCGUUCAAACUGCCUGCAAGUUUGGUCAAGACAGUUAUGAUGAUGUCAGGGGAACUGGAGUACGAGGACAUAUUCUAUAACAACAAGAACAACACGCACUAUCCUGUGACAGCUCAUGGCAUGUUCCUGAUAUUUGUGUUGCUCGUCACUGUUAUACUGACCAAUCUUCUGGUUGGUUUAGCCGUUAGCGAUAUUCAGGCAUUACAAGAGAGCGCGGGGCUGGACAGACUAGUACGUCAGACACAGUUGGUGGCACAUCUAGAGAGCAUGCUGUUCAGUUCCCUCCUGACGUGUGCACCAAAGCAGCUGCUCUCAGUAUUGCGCUGGGGCGCGCUCCUAACUGCUUCCCAUAUGCGUACCCUUACGAUACGCCCUAACGACCCAAGAGAGAGCAGAAUACCUAAAGACUUAAUAUCAUCAAUCUUCAAAAUGGUAGCGAGCCGUAAAGAUAUAAGAAAAACGAUAAACACAAACAACAAUUACGAAUUCAAAAUAAAGAAAUGUAAAGGAGAAGAGGAUAAACCGAAACCGGAACUAGUGAAAAGGAGGAGUAAUCUAUUCGACAGAUACUCUUUUGAGAGCCAACAUGUGGAGCGAAGAAAGAGAACCACGUCGGCGUCAAAUGCUGACAAGACGAGGCCGACAUCACUCAACAUCAACGCUAUUCAAGAAAUAUGCAUGGUAGACAUUAAAACACAACUGAUGGAAUUGACUAAGAGAAUAAACAAACUUAUAGAAAACACGGAAUCAAGAUUAAAUCAUAUUGAAAGUAAGCUGCAGCCUCCGUAAACAUUAUUGUAACCAUGUAAGAGUAAAUAUAAUCAGGGAUCAAUUUAUAAGUUUUUAUUAUUCUGUUAAGUUAGCCACUCUAAUUCUCCUUUUCUAAAAAAGUUUUAAUUUAUAUUAGAGUCAAAUCUUUUAUAUUUUUCUGUUAUGGGUUGAU
Trichoplusia ni (cabbage looper) is the source of this 3693-nucleotide messenger RNA. RefSeq names its product transient receptor potential channel pyrexia (gene pyx). Bases 768 to 3539 code for a protein of 923 amino acids. Lineage: Eukaryota; Metazoa; Arthropoda; Insecta; Lepidoptera; Noctuidae. Gene Ontology annotation, biological process: transmembrane transport; monoatomic ion transport. The record is from RefSeq and is a predicted model, not a curated record. Gene Ontology annotation, cellular component: membrane. Gene Ontology annotation, molecular function: monoatomic ion channel activity; protein binding. The transcript has 15 exons.